GCUAGGGUAGGGCUGCCAGAUCAGUUUGUCACCACCCAGGCUCCCUUGCCUUUGGCUGGGUGCAACUUCCAUUUUAGGUGUUGGAUCUGAGGGGAAAAAGAGAAGAGAGAGAGAGAGAGAGAGAGAGAGAGAGAGAGAGAGAGAGAGAAGAGAGGAGAGCGAGAGAACGAGAGCGGAGAGCGAGCAGGAGGAAGGGAGGGCGAGAAACAGAGACACGGAGGGAGAGGGAAAGAGGCAGGAAAGAUCCUGAAACGAGGAAGAGGAAGAGGUGUCGAAUCUCGCUGGAUUUGUCUUUCUCAGCACAUUGGUGAAGCUCUGGGUUUGUUUCUUAAAGGAUUGACUUUAGAAGUCCACAUUUGAGCUUUCUCCUUCCUUUUUGCUGCUUGCUAAGGUGGCUGGGAUGCUUCCAUGAUUUAUGUGAAUCUAGACUGGGCUGUUCUCUGUGCUAAACCAAUCAAUUACGACCCUUCUCUUAACAGUGUGAAGUGAGGGGGCCUACUCCUUUCUACUUCCUCUGUGGUCCACCUUACUUUUUAUCCUGCCCUGCGGCGGCUCCUCCCCUUACCUUCAUGGACGACUCAGAGGUGGAGUCGACCGCCAGCAUCUUGGCCUCUGUGAAGGAACAAGAGGCCCAGUUUGAGAAGCUGACCCAGGCGCUGGAGGAGGAACGGCGCCAUGUCUCGGCGCAACUGGAACGCGUCCGGGUCUCACCACAAGAUGCCAACACACUCAUGGCCAACGGCACCCUCACCCGUCGGCAUCAGAACGGCCGGUUUAUGGGCGAUGCUGACCUUGAGAGACAGAAAUUUUCAGAUUUGAAACUCAACGGGCCCCAGGAUCACAACCACCUUCUGUAUAGCACUAUCCCCAGGAUGCAGGAACCAGGGCAGAUUGUGGAAACCUACACAGAGGAGGACCCUGAAGGAGCCAUGUCUGUUGUUUCUGUGGAGACCUCAGAUGAUGGCACUACUAGGCGGACGGAGACCACAGUCAAGAAAGUUGUGAAGACGGUGACAACACGGACAGUACAGCCAGUCCCCGUGGGACCAGAUGGACUGCCUGUGGACGCCUCGUCCGUCUCCAACAACUUCAUCCAGACUUUGGGCCGUGACUUCAGAAAGAAUGGCAAUGGGGGCCCUGGUCCCUAUGUGGGGCAGGCAGGCACUGCAACUCUUCCUAGGAACUUCCACUAUCCUCCAGAUGGUUAUGGCCGGCACUAUGAAGAUGGUUAUCCAGGAGCUAGUGACAACUACGGCAGUCUGUCCCGGGUGACCCGAAUUGAGGAGCGGUAUAGACCCAGCAUGGAAGGCUACCGGGCACCCAGUAGACAAGAUGUCUAUGGUCCCCAGCCCCAGGUUCGAGUAGGUGGCAGCAGUGUGGAUCUGCAUCGCUUUCAUCCAGAGCCUUAUGGGCUAGAGGAUGACCAGCGCAGCAUGGGCUAUGAUGACCUAGAUUAUGGCAUGAUGUCCGAUUAUGGCACUGCCCGUCGGACAGGAACACCCUCAGACCCUCGCCGACGCCUCAGGAGCUAUGAAGACAUGAUUGGUGAGGAGGUGCCACCGGAUCAGUACUAUUGGGCUCCUUUGGCUCAGCAUGAGCGGGGAAGUUUAGCAAGCUUGGAUAGUCUACGAAAGGGAAUGCCCCCGCCUGCAAACUGGAGACAGCCUGAGCUGCCAGAGGUGAUUGCCAUGCUAGGCUUCCGCUUGGAUGCUGUUAAGUCCAAUGCAGCUGCAUACCUGCAGCACCUAUGCUAUCGCAAUGACAAGGUGAAGACUGACGUGCGGAAGCUCAAGGGUAUCCCGGUAUUGGUAGGAUUGUUAGACCAUCCCAAAAAGGAAGUGCACCUUGGAGCCUGUGGAGCUCUCAAGAAUAUCUCUUUCGGACGUGACCAAGAUAACAAGAUUGCCAUAAAGAACUGUGAUGGUGUUCCUGCCCUGGUUCGAUUGCUCCGAAAGGCUCGAGAUAUGGACCUGACUGAAGUUAUUACUGGAACCCUGUGGAAUCUCUCAUCCCAUGAUUCAAUCAAAAUGGAGAUUGUGGACCAUGCGUUGCACGCCUUGACAGAUGAAGUGAUCAUUCCACAUUCUGGUUGGGAGAGAGAACCUAAUGAAGACUGUAAGCCACGGCAUAUUGAAUGGGAGUCAGUGCUCACCAACACAGCUGGCUGCCUCAGAAAUGUAAGCUCAGAGAGGAGUGAAGCUCGCCGGAAACUCCGGGAAUGUGAUGGCCUAGUUGAUGCUCUCAUUUUCAUUGUUCAAGCAGAAAUUGGGCAGAAGGACUCAGACAGCAAGCUUGUGGAGAACUGUGUUUGUCUCCUUCGGAACUUAUCAUAUCAAGUCCACCGUGAAAUCCCACAGGCAGAACGUUACCAAGAGGCACUUCCCAGUGUGGCUAACAAUACUGGGCCACAUGCUGCCAGUUGCUUUGGGGCCAAGAAGGGCAAAGAUGAGUGGUUCUCCAGAGGGAAAAAGCCCACAGAGGAUCCAGCAAAUGAUACAGUGGAUUUCCCUAAAAGAACUAGUCCUGCUCGAGGCUAUGAACUCUUAUUUCAGCCAGAAGUGGUGCGAAUAUACAUUUCACUCCUUAAGGAGAGCAAGACGCCUGCCAUCCUAGAAGCCUCCGCUGGAGCUAUCCAGAACUUGUGUGCUGGGCGCUGGACAUAUGGUCGAUACAUCCGCUCUGCUCUGCGUCAAGAGAAGGCUCUCUCUGCCAUAGCUGACCUCCUGACCAGUGAACAUGAACGAGUAGUGAAAGCUGCAUCUGGGGCACUGAGAAACCUGGCAGUGGAUGCUCGGAACAAAGAAUUAAUUGGCAAACAUGCCAUUCCUAACUUGGUAAAGAAUCUGCCGGGAGGUCAGCAGAACUCCUCUUGGAAUUUCUCUGAAGAUACUGUGGUCUCUAUUUUGAACACCAUUAAUGAAGUUAUUGCUGAGAACUUGGAAGCUGCCAAAAAGCUUCGAGAGACCCAGGGUAUUGAGAAGCUGGUGUUGAUCAACAAAUCAGGGAAUCGCUCAGAAAAAGAAGUCCGGGCAGCAGCUCUUGUCUUGCAGACGAUCUGGGGCUAUAAGGAGCUUCGGAAGCCACUGGAAAAAGAAGGCUGGAAGAAGUCAGACUUCCAGGUGAAUCUAAACAAUGCAUCUAGAAGCCAGAGCAGCCAUUCAUAUGAUGAUAGCACUCUCCCACUCAUUGACCGGAACCAAAAAUCAGAUAAGAAACCUGACCGGGAAGAAAUUCCAAUGAGCAAUAUGGGGUCAAACACAAAAUCAUUAGAUAACAACUAUUCCACACUGAAUGAAAGAGGAGACCACAACAGAACACUGGAUCGAUCUGGGGAUCUGGGUGAUAUGGAGCCAUUGAAGGGAGCACCCUUGAUGCAGAAGAUUUAGCACCACUCUACCUGCUCCAUCUGGGCUUAUAAUAUAUUACUUUUAUUUUUUGGUGGUGAAAUGGACUGAUGAUUUUUUUCCUUUCUUCGCUGGACUAUUGUGCCAACUGCCAGGCUGCCUCCUACCCUUAUAGCCCAGAGUGGCUGCCUUCAUUCCAUCAAUUCCCAACAUCUUCUACUGAAGUUUAAUUGUCCUGUCCUCCCAUCCCCUACCUCCAGUUUUCCCCAAGAAACCUGACUCAGUUAUUUGCAUAUCUUGAGAAACUGCUGCAGAUUAGCUCUUUUUGCCAGCCCUCCCUGGAUCCUCGGCCUGUGUGGAGGGAGGGAGAGAGUGGAGCUCUUCACUGGAAGCUGUGGGAAGAACUGAAAAUUGCACGCUGUGUAUGCGGUAUUCAGCAUUCUGACAAACUGAUGACUUUAAUCAAGACUGUCUUUCUGGUGGGGAGGGAACUUUUAAUUUUGUUUUGGAUAAUGGGAAGUAUGAGUUCUUCCCUAAUCUGGUGGCUUUUUUGAAGCCAAGAAGGCUGGAAACAGUGGCACAUUCCACCUGGCAAGGGCCCUCGAGUAAGUGAGGUACUCCUCAAACUGGGAUUGAGAACUCUUGUUCCUCCUGUCCGAGGCAGGGACCACAAAGGACCUACAGACUCCAUCUCUUCUGUCAGCUUCAGGCCAACCUUGGGGUGCUGCCCUGACCAAGGUUGUCCUCAACCCUCCCCUCUUACCCUGUGAUAAAUCUGCUAACUUGACUUGGCCGUUUGCAAGAGGCUAUGUAAAAAAGAGAAUGCCAUGGAACACUUCUUGAUUGAGAAGAAACAGAAAGAUUGUCUUUUGGGGAGAAGAUGAACCUCUAGAAGGAAA
Messenger RNA from Peromyscus leucopus (white-footed mouse), 4243 nucleotides. RefSeq names its product catenin delta 1 (gene Ctnnd1). Gene Ontology annotation, cellular component: cytoplasm; plasma membrane; nucleus. Lineage: Eukaryota; Metazoa; Chordata; Mammalia; Rodentia; Cricetidae. Gene Ontology annotation, biological process: cell-cell junction assembly; cell-cell adhesion. The transcript is spliced from 20 exons. The record is from RefSeq and is a predicted model, not a curated record. Gene Ontology annotation, molecular function: cadherin binding. Bases 570 to 3386 code for a protein of 938 amino acids.